Prunus mume (Japanese apricot) is the source of this 756-nucleotide messenger RNA. It is a transcript of the gene TOM2B, whose product is annotated as tobamovirus multiplication 2B. Lineage: Eukaryota; Viridiplantae; Streptophyta; Magnoliopsida; Rosales; Rosaceae. The record is from RefSeq and is a predicted model, not a curated record.
CUUUGUGUCAUAGUGCCUCGUAAUGCAAUGUUGGCUAGUUUGGAACAAAAGUUGUGAAGUUGGGCUAUUUUAGCUAAAUUCUCAAAAAUAAAAUAAAGACACGCUUCCGAGAGCUAGGAACAGUGAGAAGAAUGGCGAGCUCAACCGCAGGUAGAAGCAGCAGAGGGAAUACGGCAAAAGCCCUGGUGUCUGAUCAGAUCUCUCAGGCCAUACUGUCCACUUCCAACCUCCUCCACCUCAUGCAACAAUCCUCUCCUUCCCAGGCCCAACUGAUAAGGCUUCCAAAGAACCUUUUGGUCAAAACAUCUACAAUCAAGCAUACCGGACAAUUGUUGGAGCAGAUGCCUCGAGUAGUUUCAUCUCUGGAUGCACAUAUGGAAAGUGGGUUACAAAGUGUUCCUCAUCUGCAAACUGUAAUCCAAUUACUCGAAAACAUGGAAAGCUGCCAACUUAGUUCUCUCUCUCAAGCUAAAGUCCUUCCUGAGGAACAUGAGGUGGAAAAUCAACCUCCAAAGGUGGGCUAACUAUCCAAACUAUGUACCCAUUUUGUUGUAUAUUGGCGGAUGUAACAUAAUGGUUGUCAAAAUGAACCUUUGGAGUUCUUGUUGAGACUGGUCAGAGUAAAUUAUAUGUGAUCUCAAUGUACAUAAACACACUAAGGGAUAGUACCAGUAGACUCAGUAUGAAGUUGUUCUCUUUCUUUUUCUUAACAUAAAGUGGAAAGAAACCAUGCUGCUUGACCAACUUAAUGUGAUC